This is a messenger RNA of Meira miltonrushii, 1890 nucleotides long. Its product is annotated as Phosphoacetylglucosamine mutase. The transcript has a single exon. Lineage: Eukaryota; Fungi; Basidiomycota; Exobasidiomycetes; Exobasidiales; Brachybasidiaceae. Gene Ontology annotation, molecular function: phosphoacetylglucosamine mutase activity; magnesium ion binding. Bases 95 to 1774 code for a protein of 559 amino acids. The record is from RefSeq and is a predicted model, not a curated record. Gene Ontology annotation, biological process: carbohydrate metabolic process; UDP-N-acetylglucosamine biosynthetic process.
CAUACAUGCACAUUCCCAAACGGUAAAGCCAUGCUCACAAAGCAACACGAAGUAUUCUCCAUUCUCUCAUCAUUCAAUCAAUUACCUGAACAAAAUGACUACACCAGCCGGAAUUGAUGCUGCUAUUCGUGCAACAAGUUCGGAUGAGAUCCCAUUCGCUUUGAUCGAACAAGGCUUUGAAGCAUUUCCCAAGCCAGCCGGAAAGAAGUUUGAAUAUGGUACAACGGGAAUUCGUACAAAAGGUGAUACAUUGGAAAGUACAUGUUAUCGUCUUGCAAUUAUUGGUGCUUUACGUAGUAAGAGCUUAAAUGGAAAGCUAAUCGGCUUAAUGGUUACUGCAAGUCAUAAUCCUGAACCUGAUAAUGGAAUCAAACCAAUCGAUUCAAGAGGUGAAAUGUUGGACGUAACUUGGGAACCAUACUGUACUGCAGCAUGCAAUGCUGUUGACGCUCAAGAAUUCUUUGGAAUCUUGAAAAAGCUCAUUCAUGCUUACAAGAUCGACUUGAAAACUCCAGCAAAAGUCAUUUACGGACAUGAUACAAGACCAUCUUCACCCAUGCUCAUCAAAGCAGUAGCUUCCGGUUUAGCAGCAAUGGGUGCUCAAACAAUCGAUGCAGGCCUAAAGACAACACCACAGUUGCACUACCUUGUUCAUGCUCACAACACAGCCGGAACAGAAGAAGCAUAUGGAGAGCCAACCGAAGAAGGUUACUACAAAAAGCUUGCAGAUGCAUUCUUGAAAUUGGUAGAGGGUAAGCCAGCAACGAGCAAAUUGACCGUGGACUGUGCAAACGGUGUCGGUGCUCAUGCUUUGCUCAAUAUCCAAAAGUACAUUCCCUCAUCUGCUUUAGAGAUCAGAGCAUUACGAACUGCUAUUGGCACAAAAGGAGCUUUGAACGAUGGCUGUGGUGCUGAUUACGUUAAAAUUGGACAGAAACUACCAAAAGAUAUCGAAAAGGAUGGAGUUCAACAAGGUGAUAGAAUGUGCUCUUUCGAUGGAGAUGCAGACCGAAUCGUCUUCUACUACCUACGUGGCAACCCUGCACAAAAAGAUAGCUUCCGUUUGUUAGACGGCGACAAGAUUGCCGCCUUGGCAACGGACUACAUUAGCGAGUUGGCCAAGAAAGCAGGCAUCGAAUUGAAUGUUGGAUGUGUCCAGACUGCAUAUGCCAACGGAAGCUCCACAAAGUACCUUGAACAACGGGUACCAGUCACAUGCACGCCUACAGGUGUCAAGCAUCUUCAUCGUGCUGCCGAACAUUAUGAUGUCGGUGUUUACUUCGAAGCAAACGGUCACGGAACAGUCUUGUUCUCUCCUGACGCUCUCAAACUUCUAAGCGAAGCCAAGCCAACCACACCAGCCGCAGAAGAUGCUUUAAUCCAACUAAGAAAUUUGGUCGAUGUGAUCAAUCAAACGGUUGGUGAUGCAAUCAGUGAUAUGUUAUUAGUGGAAGUGAUCCUAAGAUCAAGACAAUGGGAUUGCGAAGAAUGGGAUGCCUUGUACGAAGAAUUGCCAAACAAGAUGCUCAAAGUGAUCGUUAAAGAUCGUGCUGCAUUCACAACAGAAGAUGCAGAAAGAAGAUUGGUUACCCCCACUGGAUUACAAGCAAAGAUUGAUGAAGUUGUGGCCAAGUACAAAGACGCUCGUUCAUUCGUCCGUCCAAGUGGAACGGAAGAUUGUGUUCGAGUUUAUGCUGAAACAGGAUUGGCCGCCGAAUUAGAUAGUCUUGCCAAUAAUGUCGCCAAAUUGGUACAAGAAGCAAGCGAUGCUUAAAUGUAAGAGAGAAAAUUUAAUGUAGAUAUACUUAAACUCAAGCGGACCUGACUGAGUGUACGUGUGUGUGCAAAUGGUACAUUUCAUACGACCUAAUGAUGCAUAUGUAGAGAGAU